This is a messenger RNA of Thamnophis elegans (Western terrestrial garter snake), 1950 nucleotides long. It is a transcript of the gene CCNE1, whose product is annotated as cyclin E1. The transcript has 12 exons. Gene Ontology annotation, cellular component: cytoplasm; nucleus; cyclin E1-CDK2 complex. Gene Ontology annotation, molecular function: cyclin-dependent protein serine/threonine kinase regulator activity. The record is from RefSeq and is a predicted model, not a curated record. NCBI's taxonomy places the organism in Eukaryota, Metazoa, Chordata, Lepidosauria, Squamata, Natricidae. The coding region runs from base 193 to 1410 and encodes 405 amino acids. Gene Ontology annotation, biological process: G1/S transition of mitotic cell cycle; regulation of cyclin-dependent protein serine/threonine kinase activity.
CUAGCCAUCCCCUCCCUUAAAUUAUUGCAUUUAUGUAUUAAAUUUAUUAUGUUUGAAAAAUUGGGGAGGGGGCUUCCUAUCUAUCGUCAGUCGCGGGCACAUGUUGACUGAGCCAUAUUUGGGGAGAAGGGGCUUCUGGAAGCUGUUUGCAGAGUUUCUGGCUGGGCCUUAUCUUGAUUUCUCCAAACCACCAUGCCUGGUGAGAGUGACUGCAAGGACAAGGGACUUGAGAAAACCGAGAAGGAUGGUGCUCCUGAGUUUGUUGUUCGAACCCGCAAAAGAAAAGCGGACGUCGUCGUAUUUUUACAAGAUCCAGAUGAAGAUACUUCCGGCAUAAACGCAACCAACAGGAAAUCAAAUGAAAGUCAGUCAAAUUAUGCUGCGUGUCCUUAUUCACACUUGCUGAUCCCGACACCAGAGAAAGAUGAAGAACUGGAGAAUGCAAACUUUGCAGCUUCUAAGCAUCAAAGGCUGGUUUCGGCUAAGGAGACACCCUUGCCUGUUUUGGGUUGGGCAAAUAGAGAUGAACUAUGGCAAAACAUGCUCAAUAAGGAACAGAAGUACGCAAGAGAUAAACUUUAUAUGGAAAAGCAUCCACUCUUGGAACCUAAAAUGCGAGUGAUUCUCCUAGAUUGGCUGAUGGAGGUUUGUGAGGUCCACAGGCUUCACAGGGAGACGUUUUAUUUGGCUCAGGAUUUCUUCGAUCGGUUUAUGUCAACACAACAGAAUGUUGUUAAGACGCUCCUUCAGCUGAUUGGGAUAACGUCUUUAUUUAUCGCUGCUAAAUUGGAGGAGAUCUACCCACCAAAGCUUCAUCAGUUUGCCUAUGUCACCGAUGGUGCUUGCACAGAAGAUGACAUUAUUAGCAUGGAACUCAUUAUUAUGAAGGCGCUGAAUUGGAAUCUGAGUCCCCUGACGACCGUGUCCUGGCUAAAUAUAUACAUGCAGGUUGCAUAUCUAAAUGAGAUUUGUGAAAUGUUGCUGCCCCAGUAUUCUCAAGAGAUAUUCGUGCAAGUUGCAGAGCUCUUGGACCUGUGUGUCCUUGAUGUGGGCUGCUUGGAGUACACGUAUGGUGUCCUGGCUGCUUCGGCGUUGUAUCAUUUCUCCUCUCGCGAGUUGAUGCAGCGGGUUUCGGGAUACGAACUGAGCGACAUUGAGGAGUGUGUGAAAUGGAUGGUCCCCUUUGCAAUGGCUAUCAAGGAAGUUGGGAGUUCGGUGCUGAAGCACUUUAGAGGAGUCCCUGCUGAAGAUUUGCACAAUAUACAAACGCACAUAAACACCUUCGACUUGCUGGACAAAGCUCGAGCCAAACAAGCUAUGUUAGCUGAGAAAAACAGGCGUUCGCCUUUGCCCACAGGUGUCCUCACCCCACCUCAGAGCAGCAAGAAACUCUCUCGGACCUCAAAAUAGCUAAAGCUGCUACGGAAGCUGCUCCUUCUCCUGAUCGGCUGCUUUUUUUAAAACACACAACUCCCUUGUUCUGUGUUUUUAUUUUCACAAUUCUGCAUUAUUAUUAUUAUUUUUGCCCGAUGCUGCCAAUGACUCCCGAUGAAUGCUAGAAUGGGGAAGGGGAGGAAAAAAUAUUUUAUGUAUUUUUAUGGAAGAAACUGACCAGAUUUGAAAGUUGGUUUUCCUUUUUCCUUUCCUUUCCUUUUUUUAAUGGAAUGUCUGUCUUGAAAUGAACUCUUCGUAUAUACCAGGCACCUCAAACAGGGAUGUGCUUGGAUUGCUGCUAAGGGAAGAGUUAUUUUGGAUGUGCUGAUCCGAAAAAUAAAAAAAGAGGUUUUGCCCCCACUGGUGCUGGGAAGACCCAACAAUGCGCUGGUUGCAAUUAGCCAUGGAAGGAAAAAAACCUCUUCGUAGAUUUGAGUUUACAGCCUGAUUUUUUUUUUAAAAAAAAAAUCCUUUGUAAAUGCUCUUAUGUAUCUCUAAUUUUUUUUUUUAAAUAAA